This is a messenger RNA of Phycodurus eques (leafy seadragon), 6177 nucleotides long. It is a transcript of the gene rpap1, whose product is annotated as RNA polymerase II associated protein 1. Gene Ontology annotation, cellular component: nucleus. Lineage: Eukaryota; Metazoa; Chordata; Actinopteri; Syngnathiformes; Syngnathidae. The transcript is spliced from 26 exons. Bases 664 to 4953 code for a protein of 1429 amino acids. Gene Ontology annotation, biological process: transcription by RNA polymerase II. The record is from RefSeq and is a predicted model, not a curated record.
CUGUCUUCUUGUUUCUGUGGCUCAGUUGGUAAAGCUGGUCGUCCAGUGAUGGUUUAAAAUCCGCCUCCGACCGUCCAAAUCUCCUUGGGCAAGACACUUAAUCCUGAAUUGCUCCCAGUGGACCUGCAUACACCCAUAGGUGUAUGCAUGUGUGUGUGAAUGUGAGCCUCUGUCAGGUGCUUUGGGCACCAUGGUAAAGUGCUAUAUAAGUUCAUUCUAUUCAUCAUUUUUACCAUUUUCUACUUUAUUUUUUAAAAUGGAGACUCAAGACAGACCUUUUUACUCAAGCGUUUAACUAAUUAUGACUACUACUAUUCUGACUACCUUAUACCCACUACUUGUGUUUUAUCCUUACUUUUAGGUUGCUCCAAUUUGAUUGUACAUCCCUUUUUAACUGAUCUAUUGGUAUCCUUUGUUUCCAUUACACAUUUUUUAAAAUAUUGUUAUUGAUGGUCUUAUCCUAGUUAUCUUAUUCAAGUCGUUUAUCUUUUUUAAAUUAAACCUCACUAUAAAUUGUAGUAAAAAAUACUUGUUUUAAUGUCAUACGUGUCUGUUUCAUCUUACUCUUAUCUUACUGUAUUGUCUUUGAUUACCUGUUUUGUGAAGCACUUUCUGUUGUUUUUAUAAUGCAUGAAAGGUGCUAUCUGAAUAAAGGAUUGGCUGAUGAUUCCUUCCUCCAGAGGGAUGCUGCAACGUCCCAAGCCAGGUGGCUCUGAGGAGGAUCUCCUGAGAGAACAGGAGGAGUUCAUCAAGUCUGGAGCUCUCUCCGCUGCCAGUGUGCUCCGCCGCCCCGACAAGAGACGAGGCGAGGUGGGAGGAGGCCCUGAGGAGGAUCGGAAUGGUUGCGAUCCAGAAAGUCAUAAGGAUGUGGUCGCCGUAGAAGAUCUUCCGGACCAGCUUCCAUCCCUGACACCAGUGCCUCCUAAGAAGUCCCGCUUCAAAAACAGCCGCGUCACCUUCGAGGACGAGGAUGCGGGGGACAGGCUGGACAGACAUGACACUCACAUCAGCGCAGUUCUCUCCAAGAUUGUUGAACGAGACACCAGCUCCAUUCCAAUAUCACUACCGGAAUUUACAUGCAUGGCGUUCCCCAAAGCAUUGCAUCGCUCAGCAAACAGCACUCAGGUGCCUAUGUCUGCUGCGGGUGGGAAAAAGAGCAUUUUUGCUCAACAGAUUGCGGCUCAGAGACUAAAAGAGGGAAAGGCUCCAUUACACUUUACAUCUCGAGCUACACAGAAACACAAACCCAUGGAGCAGAAGCUUCCUCUUCAGAGGCCUAUGGAAGUAGAUAUGUCUUAUCACACUGGAGACCUGUCAAGUUCAAGGCUUGUGUCUGGUGAAGGACUCGGAUGUCCUGAUAGUUCAGAGGAGACCAGGAGAAUCCACGGGGAAAACCAGGAGAAGAUCCUGGCAAUGUCCCAGUCUGAAAUACUGGAGGAACAGGAGAGGCUCUUAUCUCAGCUCGAUCCAAGGCUGGUGGAGUUUGUUCGAUCCCGCAGAGCUGAGAGCGCCUCGGCUUCUCCCUCCUCAUGCGAACACCCAGAGGGCAAAAGCAGCAAGGAAAGUGUUUAUCUCAGUUCAGACUGCAACAGUGGUGCUGCACCCUUUCCAAAUCCCAAAGAAGUGGAAAUGAAAGAAGAGGCGGAAGAAGAGGAACUGUUGCCCCGAUCUGCCAUGAUUGAGAAUAAUCUGCCACUGAAACCUCAGAAGGAAUGGGUGCACAUGGAUAAACUGGAGGCCGAGAAGCUGGAGUGGAUGGGGGACAUGCCUGCACCCAGAAAAACUCGAACCAAACGGGCGAUGCAGGCCCGUUUUGAUUUUAACGGAAAUUUAAUCCCUCCCACGGAGGAUUUGCCCGCCCACCUGGGCCUGCACCACCAUGGAGACGAGCCUGAGCGUGCAGGUUACUCCCUAAAGGAGCUUUUCCUUCUGUCUCGAAGUCAGCUCAUCCAACAGAGGAGUUUGUCCCUUAGCACCCUCGGCAAUAUCCUUUCAAAGGCCCGCGCUGGGAACUACCAUUCAACCCUGAAAGGCAGUGUACUAGCCACUCUGCUCGAUGCCGGCCUGCUCUUCCUGCUUCGCUUUGCGCUGGAUGAUGGCGUGGAGGGAGUGAUGGCCGCUGCCGUGCAUGCACUCAGAGCACUUCUGGUGUGCACAGAGGAUGAAGAGUGUUUGGACCUCACCUUCCACUGGUUUCGUGGUCUGGCCGCCUUCCCCCUGCUGCCAUCUCAGGAGGAAGAGGAAGAUGAUGAUGAAGGGUUGGAUGAAAGUUUAAAAGAGACUGUCAAAGAGAGGGAGGAGAGGAAGACUGAUCAUGACGUAGCAGGGCAGGAUGUUGUCAAGGGUCUCCUGAGAAUGAAACUUCUCCCCAGAUUACGUUACAUCCUUGAGGUUGUCCGACCCUCCCCCCGGGUUGUUCAGGAUAUUCUGGAGGUCCUGACCCGUAUUGCCAGACACUCAUCAUCAUCUGCCACUCAGGUGUUGGACUGUCCUCGCUUGAUGGAGACGGUGAUGUCAGAGUUCCUUCCCACUUCUUGGACAGUGUCAUCUUUUUCCCUCCCUCUGUCUGUUUAUGGACUUCCCCUUGCUUGUGCCAUGAAGCUCUUAAGGGUUUUGGCUACUUCUGGCAGACAUGCAUGUGCCAGACUGCUCAACUCUGUGGGUGUGAGGGAGCGUCUGUCUCGUCUGCUCAGUCCUGAGCCCAGUGAGCUCCUGUUGGAGCCGCACGAGACCAUCAGGAUUACCACAGAAGCCUACAGGAUGUGGGCUGUGGCAGCUGGCUAUGGCCAGGCCUGCGACUUGUACAUAGAGUUGUAUCCAGCCUUACUGACGGCAUUGCAGUCAGUUCGUAGAACGCUGGCUCCCUCUGACCCUCUGCUGCAUCUGCAGCUCCAGAGGGUUUUGGCUCUGCUUGCUCUGCUUACUCAGGUCACACACACUGCAGGUUGCCACCAGGAACUGCAGGCUGGCAUGGUCAGUUCUUCAGGAAAGGAAUGUCCUCCUCCUCCUCCUCCUCCUCCGGUGUCAUGGGGUCAUGUCACAGGAUUGCCAGCAUCACUGUUGGGCCAUUUGAAGAGUUUUACGAAGGGUCUUGAUAAUCCGCUGGAGAGAGAGGGCAGUCUGUCACUAAUGCCAGCUUACCUGAUGUUCUUUGAGGCCUUCUACCAUCAGCUCUCCAAACAGAACUGUUUCAAGCCAGUGGAAGCUCUUCACGAACUGGAGCAGCUGACAUCAGAGGUUCUUCUUCCCCUGCUGUCCCACAGUGUUGUGCAAGACCUGAUAAAGAACCUCAAGUCCUUCUCAGUAGUAUGUAAUGUCCUGUCUGGUCACGUGGGUCCAGACACCUCUCCCAGCCUCCCUGGUUUGGCCUGCCCAGGAUGGAGGAACCGUCCAGGCUUGAUGUCUCCCUCCUCUCCCUUCCCUCUCCUCACAAGCCUGACGCUCCUCUUGGAAACUAUCACGGGCAUCCACAAAGGCCUCACAUGCAAGUUCACUGGCCUCCUUGCAUCAGAGCCUGUGAUUGGUUACAUGCAAAGUAUCAGUCAGGCCACUCCCACCCUGUCUCAUACCUGGUCCUGGCUCCUCCGUCACGAACACCACCUCAUCUACCUGCUGCUGCGCUUGGCAUAUAGAUCGGUUUCCAUUGAGACACAAGUGGCAAAGCAUGCCCCGCUCUACCACCAGGUGGCGCUAGUUCUUCUCCCAUGGUUAUUGCCUGGCAGCGAGCACCUUGCUCAUGACCUGCUCUCAACCAUCAUCUUUAGCAAAGACUUCAUAUCUGAAAGCCAUAGUGGCGGUCCAGAGGCCAUCGAGCUUGGUGAACUGAAGCUCCAUGAGGAAACUAGCCAUCACACCUCUCCUUCGCUCCAAAGCGUGGGAGCUCUCCUGAGAGAAGCCUGCGCCAACCUGCCCUCCAUCCGGGGCUGCUUCCUCACUCACCUUGCCCACCUGGAGUCGUCUGUGCUGGUGUCCCAGGAUGCCGUUUUAGGCCGAAACCCCUGGAUCAAAUCCCACCUCCUCCCAGAACUAACGGGACCCACCCUGCCGUCGGACUGGCCUUUCCUUCCACUCGUCAGCUUGUAUGAGACAACUGGGGUGUCUGGUGGUGGAGGUCUCUCUGUGGAGGAACUCCCCCAGGGAGCUCUGCUGGCAGUCACCCAAUGUUUGCAGUGGUUAGUGGUGCUGGAGGUAUGGAGGGAGGAAGCCCUGAAGAUAAUUACUCCAGUUGCAAAGCUGGCUCGGCUGUCCUGUGUGUUCCUGUGUUCCAGCGAUUUGUUCCUGGAGAGACCGGUUCAGAAACUGACCUGGGCUCUGUUCCGGCUACUAUCUAGGCCAUCAAAACUGGAAUCUUUAGACCUCAACAUCCCCCCUCCAGGUCUGGCCUCCUUCCAGGAUUUGUAUUGCGCCCUCUUGGCUCAGUACGAGGCCGUGUCCUUCGGAGACCGCCUCUUUGGAUGCUGGAUUCUGUUGCCCCUGCAGAGGAAGUACAGUGCCACCAUGAGGUUGGCUGUGUUUGGGGAACAUGUGGGCAUUCUGAGGUCAUUGGGUGUCACCCAAGAACAGCUUGCCAUCCCCAUGGAGCGGUUCACUUCUCCCCCUGAAGACUCCCUUCCUCUUGUACGCCUCUACUUCCGCUCUCUUGUUACCGGGAACGCGAAGCCUUCCUGGUGUCCCUUCCUUUAUGUGGUGGCUCUGGCUCAUGUCAACGCUUUUGUCUUCUCUCAGGAUGCUGCGGCGCAGGCGCUUGAAGCAGCACGACACAACAUGAUGAGAAAAAUCUACUACAUGAUGGAUGAGGUGUUAAAGAAGCACUUGCUGCUGUUCCGCCUGCCCAAACAGGACUCCCAGUUGGGCUUUGACAUGUAUAAUCAGUUGCCUCCCAUAAGAGCGAAGUAUCUGGAGAGCAUUGUGGGUCUGCAGAAUGAUGCCUGCUGUGAAGUCGAGGAGAGGUGAAGAGGACAAGGAGAACAGAGAUAGAAGUGAUCCCUCCCCCAAAAAAUGACUUCAAAUCAAGAAUGGGCUUUGGCGCCCAAUGCUGCUUGCUGUGAUUUUGUCCCAAUCAUAACAUUUACAGAAAAAGACAGGAACACUUCGAUUUCUUAGCAUCUCAAUGAAUAAUUGAACUUGUUUGCAGGAUUGCACACUCUACCUAACUUCUUUUUAUAGAACACAGUGCAUCCAAACUGAAAACAGUAUGAUGGAUUUAUAGUCUUAUCUUCUUAUUUGUAAAAUGUUUGUUUGCUAUAGCAGUACGUGAAAUUGCAAUGUGAGCUAAAAAUUCCAUCUCGUUCCUCAGUUUUAAGGAAUUUGUGACCUUUUUGACAGGUUUGAUAGAAGUGUUACUAAUUCUCUUAUGCACUGUGGUCAUGUACGACCAUGCAUUUAUUGUUGUUGGCAUGCAGUUUGGUAUCAAGACAAAUCAUACAUACUUGGCAAAUAAAGAUGAUUCAGAUUCAGAGAUUCAGAUUCAGAUCAAGACAUUGCAGUCAUACGCCACAGAUGUCCACUGACACCAAUGCAGUUUGGCUAAUCAAAUCUUUAAUGAGAACUUUUCUGUAAUUUUAAUUGUGUUUAAACCCUCAACAAACAACCACCCACACUGUAGACUAUGUCGUGGGGUUUAGACAUUACAAGAAUACGCUACGCCUUUAUAUCGUUGUGAACUAAUUCCACUAAGAUUGAUGCCCUUGAAUAACGGACUCAAGCCAAGCAUGCGUACCAGACGGCAGCCAGUCACCAGAUUUUAAAAAUGCCCAUGAGGGCAGGGUUUGUUUUCCACAUGUACUCGCACAUACCUGCUUGGCUCUGUUUUAAAGCUCAUGUCAUGGGAAGGAGUCCAACGGCACGCAAGCAACUUUUCUGCAACCCAUAAAACGUCCCAUAAAACAUCCCAUAAUAUGUUUCUCUACUUGAGGCUUACAUUGGAUUUGUGAAGAGCACUUGUCUGGGAAUUUUCCAGUGCCAACAACACUUUAGUUAAUAAACUGUUCCCCUCAACAGGAUACAAGGUUUUUGAAUACCAGAACAGUGUGAAGCUUUAGCUGAAAAAACGUGUCACAUAAUUUAGAGAGAAAAUAAGUGAAAAAUGAUUUCAAUUUGGCUGUAAAGAGGUGGGAAUGAAACACGAUCCUGUUUAGGAUCUUUGUGGAGCCACAGCCAGAAAUCACUUUGCAUUUU